AUGGGUGUGAACAUAUCACGGUCACUGGGUAAAUUUGUCCUAAAUCCUAUUCCAACAACAAGUGACACAAUCAGUCGGAGAAAACAUGUGAAGUGUAAAGCUAACGACAAUAUACAACAAUCCGAUAUAAAUAAAAAUCAAUUAGAAUUACAUAGUUUAGUGAAUGAAGACAACCAUAAUCAUAAUGAUGUUGAUGAUGAGAAAUAA
Messenger RNA from Heterobilharzia americana, 207 nucleotides. Lineage: Eukaryota; Metazoa; Platyhelminthes; Trematoda; Strigeidida; Schistosomatidae. The record is from the annotation of a GenBank genome assembly.